AUGUCAGAUAAACGAGUUGCCCUAAAAACCAAGCAACUUUCUACUCAAAAAAAGAGACGAAAACGUACUGACCCUGGUGUAAAAACACCUAGUGUCAUGCCUAGUACACCUACAAGACCUGGAAUUACCACCCCAAUGUCACCAGUAGCUUCCCCAACGUCUCCUCCUCAUAAUUCCAAUAAAAUUUAUCCUCACCCAAUAUCUACCAACUCGCGUAACGAGGAGCGCUCCACUUCCCCAGCGAACUCGUCCUCCGCAGAGGAACCGGAAAGAAUCAUGGCGGAGGACGAAGAGGAUCUUGAGGAUUAUUGUAAAGGAGGUUAUCAUCCUGUUAGGAUAAAUGAUGUUUUCAACGAAGGUAGAUACACCGUUGUACGAAAGCUAGGUUGGGAAACUGCUUUGGAUGAAAUUAAAUUGCUGCAGAAAAUUGUAAGCGCGAAUCCGGAUGCACCUGGGCGUAACCAUGUUGUAGAGCUCUUGGAUCAUUUUCACCAUAGUGGUCCGAAUGGUACUCACGUGUGCAUGGUGUUCGAAGUAUUAGGGGAAAAUUUAUUGAGCCUGAUAAAGCGUUACAACCAUCGAGGUGUUCCCGCUCACCUGGUAAAACAGAUAACCAAACAAGUACUCAUGGGGUUGGAUUACAUGCAUAGAGAAUGUGGCAUAAUUCAUACGGAUUUAAAACCGGAGAACGUGUUGGUUUGCAUUGAAAAUGUGGAGGAGGUCGUGAGAAAUGAACUUUUGAGUGGUACAAAACCAAUAGCUCUUUCUUCUACUAAAAGAGGUCAUCACCUACGCAUCACCGGUAGUCAACCUUUGUCAUCGCCGUCAUCUGUAUCACCUACAAUAGCUCAAAGGUCGACGACGCAAGAUCAGUCAUCGUCGUCGUCAACACAAGUUAAUGGUGCUGGAAAUGAUAAUGACGAGGUGGAGGGGGUAGAUAGAAAUGAUGAGGUUAUUGAAAUGCGUGAAACUUCCAGUCCUCUAGAAACUACCACAAUCACGGUUAAAAUUGCCGACUUGGGCAAUGCUUGUUGGGUAGAUCACCAUUUCACGAACGAUAUCCAGACAAGACAAUACAGAAGUCCUGAGGUCAUUUUGGGUAGUAGAUGGGGUGCCAGUGCCGAUAUCUGGAGUAUGGCUUGCAUGGUAUUUGAACUUUUCACCGGGGAUUACCUAUUUGACCCGCAGGCUGGGUCGCGAUAUAAUAAGGACGAUGAUCACAUAGCUCAAAUUAUGGAGUUAUUAGGAUUAUUUCCUAAACAUUUGGCAUUAGGCGGAAAAUAUUCUGGCGAGAUAUUUAAUCGUAAAGGCGAACUCCGUCACAUCCAUAAACUUCGGCAUUGGAAACUUGCGGAUGUUUUACAAGAAAAAUAUUUGCUUCCACGAAAUGAGGCCGACUUUAUGGCGGAUUUUUUGCUGCCGAUGUUGGAUCUAAAUCCUGAUAAAAGGUCUAUGGCGCGCCAGUCAUUAAAUCACCGAUGGCUCCUACUGGAUGAUGAAAAUGGUGGCAUGGGGAGGACACCUUCGGUAUCGGUUGAUUCACGAGAAACCAAUGGAUCUA
Molecule: messenger RNA, 1561 nt
Organism: Acaulospora colombiana
Lineage: Eukaryota; Fungi; Glomeromycota; Glomeromycetes; Diversisporales; Acaulosporaceae
Source: the annotation of a GenBank genome assembly